Stylophora pistillata is the source of this 443-nucleotide messenger RNA. RefSeq lists its product as uncharacterized. Gene Ontology annotation, biological process: G protein-coupled receptor signaling pathway; cell surface receptor signaling pathway. Gene Ontology annotation, cellular component: plasma membrane. Lineage: Eukaryota; Metazoa; Cnidaria; Anthozoa; Scleractinia; Pocilloporidae. The record is from RefSeq and is a predicted model, not a curated record. Gene Ontology annotation, molecular function: G protein-coupled receptor activity.
AAGAAAUAAAGAAAAGAACAGAAGCCAUCUUCCGGGUGGCAGUCGCCUUCGAGAAAUUUGUUCUUAAGUACAGCAAGUAUCAUCUGAGUGAGACAAGACCUUCCAAAAAGAUUACUAACCAAAAAAUGGCUCUGGGUAUUCAGUUAGGCUACCGCCAAAAUACAGGUGACUUCCUUCUCAAGGAAGAAGAAUGGCAAGCCAGUAUCAAUAUAUCUUCUGCAAAUUUUGCAGAGAAUGGGUCCGUGAUCGUAGGGUGUGUUUACAAGGAUCUUCACGAACUACUACUGACAAAUCAAUCUGUUGGGAAUGAAACUGACAAUACAAGGUUUGUGAACACCAGGAUAAUGACCGCAGAUAUGGAUCCUAAACUAGAAAAAUUACAACAAGAUGUCAUCUUGAAGUUCAGAAGCCUAGAAGUAGUUAUUUUCAGCGCUGAAAGAUAA